This is a messenger RNA of Ochlerotatus camptorhynchus, 1281 nucleotides long. RefSeq lists its product as uncharacterized. NCBI's taxonomy places the organism in Eukaryota, Metazoa, Arthropoda, Insecta, Diptera, Culicidae. The coding region runs from base 1 to 1281 and encodes 426 amino acids. The transcript has 5 exons. The record is from RefSeq and is a predicted model, not a curated record.
AUGAGUUUAAUCAUCAGGAUACUUUUCGUCGCCGUCGUCUUGAUUUCGGCGAACGAGGGCGGAGACGGUGAGGGAGAUCAUCCGGGACGGGCACGGUAUUUUCGAUUUUCCCAGCAUCGUCAGCGGAACGUCCAACCGAAUGAAUUCUACCAGCUCAGCAUGAAUGCAAAUCUUGUCGCCUGCGGAGGCGGCAAUAGCAGUGACUACAAUGAUGAGGAAAAGGUCUCAUCAGGUGAUGCUCAUGGGGAGGCGACAACGGUGACGACGAGUGGAAUCGAUGGCUGUCAGCACAAAAUUGUGGCAGAAAUUUACAUCGAAACGACGACGACGACACGUGGCCACCGGAGUUGGGACACAUACGACAUGCAUCUUCAUUUCCUGCUGGAUGAGGUAUACCUACCGGACAAUGGAACCUACGGUCGACCCAGGGAUCCGUUCGCAAUCAACGUAACACUGGAGGUGACGUACGCCCGCUACCAGCUGCGGAAGGUCCAAGUGCUGAAUUGCUACGUGACGAGCCGUGAUCAGUCCAACAAGUCAACCACCGUCCCGACGAAGGAGGAGGAGCAGCAGCAGGAAUCCAGCAAGCAGAAUACCAAUGAGAUGGUAUCAUCGCCGGCGCCGCCCCAGCAGGAUCGGGAACAGGAUAAUGCCGGUGGAGGAAAGUUUUCCGACUCUGCCGAAACAAAGAACCAAGAUUACAUUACAGAAGAGCCCAACGAUGCCGAGCAAGAGGAGGAGGAGGAGGAAGAGGAGUUCUAUGACGACGACGAUGGUGGAUUGCAAUUCCAAGGAAACGCAGCUGACGUUUAUGACGACGGUGGUGAAUAUGACGAUGACUACGAUAUCGAUGCCGAUAAUGGUCAUACGUGGAGUGGCAAUGAGGAUGAAGAUCCCGUCAUCCACAAAUUCACAUCCUUCUCCCAAACCAAUCGCAUCAGCAUCAAUUCGAAGAUGGUCCAUCCUGCCUGGGCUCGUAAAAUGAACAAUGGAAAGCAGCAUUUUCCGAACCACUUCAGCCACACGAAUGAAGAUGAUGCUGAUUUCCGCGCAGCUAGAAGGAAACUGCAAUUAACCUCCACUAAUCCUCGGACAACGUCCGUCGGUCAUGUUGCUGGUGGCCGCUAUCGAUGGCGCCAUCAAUCGUCGGCAAUCAACGGCGCAAACGGUGCCUAUCGCCGUAGACCUCAAUCCUAUUUCGACAAUUAUCACCAUUCCCACUUUGGCGGCGGAAUUCGUCCUUCACGAGCCCAUUCGCGGGAAACGCAGCUGAAGAGGUAG